CUGUGAGUGAAGCGGACAGAAAGAAGACAGACACCUUCAAGACAACAAGAUAGGCAAGCAGGCCAGAUAGACAACAAUCAAGAUGAUGAUGAUGAUGAAGAAGCCCAUCAUUCUGGUGACCUGUAUCUUGCUUUUCUCAUCUCUCACCAUUGUGGCAUCUGAAAACAGCUCUGGUCCAGAUGACUGCUGUUUUCAGUUUUACCCCAAAAGGUUGCCUAUAAGGAGGGUGGUGAGCUACAAAUACACAGACCCGCGGUGUUCAAAGAAAGCUGUGAUUUUUACGAUGAUCAGUGGUGCUGAACUCUGUACCAACCCGUCUGAGCCGUGGGUCCAGAAUAUCAUCACCGCCAAAGAGUGGGACCAUACCAACACAGCUCUGGGUGUAAAAUCUAACUGACCCAACGUGUGUUUUAACACCACACUUUAAAGCUCGCUGAGCCAAGCAGAAGGGGUGGUGUAGUGGUAACCUGCAAUCUAUCUUCAGCUUUCUCUACUUUUAUACAGAAUAUUUUUCUAUUAGCUUAAAAAUAAAUGCAAAAUAACUUUU
This is a messenger RNA of Siniperca chuatsi (mandarin fish), 547 nucleotides long. Its product is annotated as monocyte chemotactic protein 1B-like. Gene Ontology annotation, molecular function: CCR chemokine receptor binding; chemokine activity. Bases 83 to 397 code for a protein of 104 amino acids. Gene Ontology annotation, biological process: lymphocyte chemotaxis; cellular response to tumor necrosis factor; chemokine-mediated signaling pathway. NCBI's taxonomy places the organism in Eukaryota, Metazoa, Chordata, Actinopteri, Centrarchiformes, Sinipercidae. The transcript is spliced from 3 exons. Gene Ontology annotation, cellular component: extracellular region. The record is from RefSeq and is a predicted model, not a curated record.